AUGGAUGCAAAUUCGGUUUCUUUAGAUGUUACUGCCAACUCUGAAUUAAACGCUAGCAAUAGUUGUAGUGACUUGAAGGUUGAAGUUGUUGAACCCGUUGCAAGUUCAGUUUCCAUAAGUAUCACUGAAUUAAAUGUUGAAAAUAACACUGAAACUAACAAUAGCGACAAGAAGGUCGUAACUGACUUGGAAGAUGACAAAAUUGAAAUUAUUAAACCUACCACGAAUUCAAUCUCUAACGUUGUCGAUAACAUUGAAACUGGCUAUAGUGACACUGAAGAUUAUAAUAAUUCCUUAGAAAAGCUGAUACAAAUGAUAUAUUCUAAUGAAGAUACACCUCCCACCAAAUUAGAAUGCAUGAAUCUUAUUAUGCCAGAACUAACUGAAGAAGUGUCUGAGAAAUUCUUAGGCAAACUCUUCGAAUUGGAAAACAUUAAUCCUGAAGAGAUAGUUUAUUCGGCGUUUCCAUGUAAACGUAAUAUUUGGGAACGAAAAAAUAAAAGACACUUUCCUAUAAUUAAAUAUAAAUUUAAUUUAUCAUUAAGUCGAAUACGCAAGUUGGGACUGGAAAUUGAAUCCACAAAACACUUUAAUCAACACCUCAUAAUUAAAGGACAAACUGUCAAAAUUUUAUCUUAUGAUUUGCCAACAGAACAAUUCAUUUUGGUUUAUCAAUAUAAUCGACUCGCUCGAUUGUAUGGCAUUCAGACUGUCGGUUUAGAAAUAAUGAAGUCAUAUUUGUUCUUAUUAAACGAUAGUGAAUCUAGAGAUAUUAUAGUUAAACGUAAUAUUUGGAUGCCUAACGAUGCAAUGAAAACCAGAACUGUUUUUAUCAAGAAUUGGACUAAAG
Messenger RNA from Racocetra fulgida, 850 nucleotides. Lineage: Eukaryota; Fungi; Glomeromycota; Glomeromycetes; Diversisporales; Gigasporaceae. The record is from the annotation of a GenBank genome assembly.